Molecule: messenger RNA, 2216 nt
Organism: Xenia sp. Carnegie-2017
Lineage: Eukaryota; Metazoa; Cnidaria; Anthozoa; Malacalcyonacea; Xeniidae
Exons: 6
Coding region: 440-1339 (299 amino acids)
Biological process (GO): immune system process; regulation of transcription by RNA polymerase II
Cellular component (GO): nucleus
Molecular function (GO): RNA polymerase II cis-regulatory region sequence-specific DNA binding; DNA-binding transcription factor activity, RNA polymerase II-specific
Source: RefSeq, a predicted model, not a curated record
UGAUUGUUGAAGAUGUUUGAAAGCUGCUUACUUGAGGAAAGAAAUACAUUAAGAAUAUAAAAAAGAAGUUGAAGUUGCAAAAAACAUCUUGAUUUUUCAACCCUUGUCAUUGAAUACCUUUGUCAUCCUAACACGCCAGAAAUGUUGUAUCACUUUCGAUAUAUUUAUAAGCCCAACGAAGAAAUGUGGCUGCCUUGAUAGUGGUCACUCAGUUUGAAGUGGUUAGUCACAUGUUCAUUAUAGGUACUGAGAAACUGGGAAGUAGAUAAAAAUCACAACACGUUCUGUUGAAUUAUUUUCGUUUUAAUUGUUGACAUUCUUCACAAGAAAGGAAUAAAAAGCCCGAUACACGAGGACAGCCAGGUGUUGAUUGACGUGAAAUAAAAGAAAGUGGUUUUCUUCAAAUUUUGUCAUUUUCGUGUCAACUGUCGAGUAGAUCAUGAAAGGAAAGCGAGACUCGUUACGUGUGUGGCUUGAAAAAAAUUUGAAUGCAAACAAGAUCAGAGGUCUUGAAUGGAAAGAUGAAAGGAAAAAGAUUUUUAAGAUACGUUGGAAACAUGCAUCAAAACAUGGCUGGUCUUCAGAAUUAGAUGGAUGUGUAUUCAGAGAAUGGGCAAUUUAUUCAGGAAAAUUUAAACCUGGGGAAGAAGGUGCACAGGAGCAACCUAAAGUUUGGAAAGCCAACUUUAGGUGUGCUUUAAACGCUUUGCCUGACAUUCAGGAGAUAAUUUCUGAGAGAGAAACGCGUGGAAACGAAGCACAAAAAGUCUUCCACAUGAAACCACGAGAUAACAAGCAACGCCUUGGUAGAAGAAAUGUUUUAAGAUACUGCAAAAUUGGACGCUCGUCUAGUUAUCAAGGUCCUUGUUCGUAUGCCAAAUAUGUGCAUCAACCAAAUAUGUUUCAAGCUGACAAUAAGAAUGUUUGGUCUCAUCGACCGAUUUUUGGAAGAUCUGUUUCAGAAAAUCCUCCUCCUUUGCUACAGCUGUAUUGCUCUUCCAUCGAACGACCAACAGAUAAGGCUGCUCUUUCAAGCUACGUGAAAACUAUGAAAACAAACGAACCAGUUUUACCAGAGAACAAAAUAAUCGAUUUAAUUGAUUCUUGGUCAAACGAGUUAAAAGAACAGCAUUCACACGAUACUAGAUUUUUCCAUACUUCACAUAAGACAAAUCAAGUUGGUUAUACAAACACGGACAUUGAUGUUUAUCAUAAUCCAAAUAUGACCAUUGCUGGUCAGCAGACCUCUUCUAGAUCUUCAACAUCUCGUUAUUUUAUUGGUCAAAGCACUGUCGAUGAAUCUACACAAACAUGUGUAGAACACGUCACUCGUAUAUGACAGAAUAAUUUUAGUUAACGUGUGCGUAUUGUGCAUAUAUGCGACAACUAUGUUUAAUCAGUGCAAUGCAAAGUUGCAUGGCCACCAAGCUAGUAUUUUUAUAGCUAUGUUUAAUGGCUAUAAGCUUCGAAAAUUUUGUCCAUAGUCAAAAUCAUUUUCGUUAAAAAUUAAAUAACAUUUUGUUGAGUAAAGUUCUUUUCGUAUAGAAAGUUUUGUUUCAGUUGAUUUAUAACACCGUCCGUAAGAUGGACAUUUAGGAAAGCAAUUUUUGUCACGACAUUGUUAACACUUGAAAUGGUUGUUGCUCAUCAAAAUAAAAUAGUAAGUUUUUUUAUUUUGUUUUUUUCUUUCUCGAAGACUUAAUGGCAUUUUGUGGUUGAGAAUGACGAGUCAAUUUCAAAAAUUGACUUAUGAAGUUUUUAAUUUUCAGGUUUGGUAAUUUUUUCUACCAACUAUCACUAAUUAGAGUGGUGUUUUAAAAUUUAGAAAACAAUACUUCAAUAACAAAAUUUGAGAUGCGGACCUGGCUUUGUGAACUACCGGCAUGUGCCAUUAGAUAUAAGACUGUCUAUACCCGUUAGGAAUUUUUCGCUAACAUUAUUGUAUCAAAACUCGUUUUCUAACAUAUAACAGAUAUUGUCGUGACAUUUUUGACAUUGAUAGUGAAAAAUCAUCAAUUCAUUAAUUACCUAAUUUAUUUUUUGCAAUUUUUUUUAUAUUAUACAUGUAAUUGUGCGAAAAUACUUAUGGUACACUAUAAUCGGCAAUGUACUCCUUCGUUUAUUAAAGAUGUUCAAAUUUUUAUCAUACCAUCAUCCAACUAGAACGCAUAAAUACAUGUGUAACUUGAAGUAAACAAUAAAAAUAUUUAUCUGCA